GCCGCGUAUAAGAAGCAGGUCACUGGGAUCCGCUGUGACCGGCAGCAUCUGCACAGCUGGGUCAGGGGAGGUGCAAGCAGGAGCCCGGAACAGCGCAGCAGCUCAGCCAUGGCAGAUCAAGCUUUUGUAACACUGGCCACCAAUGAUCCAUAUGUUAAAGGAGCGCUAGUACUGGGUUCAUCUCUACGAAACCACAACACGACAAGGAAGCUGGUGGUGCUCAUAACGCCUCAGGUCUCAGACUCCAUGAGAAAAGUGCUGGAUAAAGUCUUUGACGUAGUUCGGGUAGUGGAUGUCUUGGACAGUGAGGAUUCUGCUCACCUGGCUUUAAUGCAGAGACCAGAACUUGGCAUCACAUUAACAAAACUCCAUUGCUGGGCACUUACAGAAUACACAAAAUGUGUGUUCAUGGACGCAGACACAGUGGUUUUGUCAAAUAUUGAUAACCUAUUUGAGCGGGAAGAGCUAUCUGCAGCACCAGACCCAGGCUGGCCAGAUUGCUUCAACUCUGGAGUAUUUGUUUUCCAACCAUCUAUAGAAACCUACAACCAGCUGUUACAAUUGGCUACAGAAAAAGGCAGCUUUGAUGGUGGGGACCAAGGUUUGCUCAAUGCAUUCUUCAGUAACUGGGCAACAAAAGACAUUCACAAGCAUCUUCCCUUUGUUUACAACUUGAGCAGUAUUUCGAUAUACUCGUACCUCCCUGCCUUUAAAGCGUUUGGGGCUGAUGCUAAGGUGGUUCACUUCCUGGGUAAAGUAAAACCAUGGAAUUACACGUAUGACAGCAAAACGAAGAGUGUAAAAAGUGAAAUGCAUGACCAGACACUGAUUCACCCAGAAUUCCUUAACCUCUGGUGGGAUAUCUACACUACUAGAAUUCUUCCUUUACUUACGGAGCAUGGAGCGGUUAAAGAUGCAUCAACAGGCCUGAAAGCGGAGGAAGUUACAGAAGCUGUGGCACAGAUGUCCAUCGCGGCUCCCCCCCAACCAUCUAUAUCCUCGGAAGAGCGCAGGGAACGGUGGGAACAAGGCCAAGCUGACUACAUGGGAGCAGAUUCCUAUGAAAACAUUAGAAAGAAGCUAGACUCCUAUCUCCAGUAGGGUUAUUUCUCCGCACAAGGACUUGUUGAUCUAUUUGGCAUCUAGGACUGUGUUUUACCAGAAGUUUACUAAACUGCUAGGGGCUUUACUAAAACUUGUUGGUGGUUUCUCCACUUCUACUGGUGGGAUAUUUAAAUAGGCAUCUUUUUGUAAAAGUUCAGUUUGUGCCAUUUGUAUCCCCCUCCCCAGCCAAAGUUUGUCUAGUUGGAGAAUCACUUAAGUGUCUGCUUUAAACACUGGCUAGCACUUAAUUUGUUAAUUUACCCAGAUCGUUUCCAACUACCCAUCUUGCUUGAGCAGCUGAUGCAAUAAUCCCAACACUGUUCCAACUGGUCGUCCUCUAUGUAAUGGUAAUGUAUAGGCCAUGUAUAGCGUCGGUUUGCCUUUCCAGCAGUAGUACUUACAAUAUUGCCCUUUUUUCUACCUAUGAGCAAACUUAAUUAAAUGAACAAGUUAGUUACUCCUGCUCCUACACUCCGGAUUCAAGCUAGGAUCCUACCAACUCAUUUGGGGUGCCCUGUAAACACACCUUGGAAUGCUUCUUGUUCGGUUAUGUGCCCUAGAAGGGCUAUUGUAAUGCAUUUUCUGAAAUAACUGUAACAUGGCACUUUAAAAGAAUUAAACUGAAUAUGUUCAGUAUACUGUUACAA
Messenger RNA from Spea bombifrons (plains spadefoot toad), 1751 nucleotides. RefSeq names its product glycogenin 1 (gene GYG1). Gene Ontology annotation, cellular component: cytoplasm. NCBI's taxonomy places the organism in Eukaryota, Metazoa, Chordata, Amphibia, Anura, Pelobatidae. Gene Ontology annotation, molecular function: glycosyltransferase activity. The coding region runs from base 109 to 1101 and encodes 330 amino acids. The transcript is spliced from 7 exons. The record is from RefSeq and is a predicted model, not a curated record.